UUCAUAACAGGGAGAGAACCUCCACCCUGGGCAGAAGACCUUCAUACUAAGGAGAGAACAUCCAUACUGGGCAGAAGACCUCCAUACUAGGGAGAGGACCUCCAUCCUGGGCAGGGGACCUCCAUCCUGAGCAGAAGACCUUCAUACUAGGGAGAGAACCUCCAUCCUGGGCAGAGGACCUCCAUCCUGGGGCAGAUAGUUCUACAGGACCUAAAACAAAUGUAUGGGAUUGCUGAGUUCUUGUCCCCCCUGCUCCUGAGCACAGUGUACGGAAGAUUUAGAGCCUGGAUGAGACGGUGAAAGAUGAAGCUUUCAGUAUUCUUAACCAUUCUGAUCUGCACUGCUGUAAAGGCUGAUGUAAAACUGGUAUCAAAAAGGAACUCAGCUGACGGCUGCAUCGACUGGUCAGUGGAUCUCAACACCUACAUGUCACUGGCGGGAGAACCUGUGCGAGUAAAAUGUGCCCUCUUUUACAGUUAUAUCAGGACUAACUACACCAUGGCUCAAAGUGCAGGACUCAGGCUUAUGUGGUAUAAAACCAAAGGAGACUUGGAAGAACCUAUUUUAUUUUCAGUGGCUAGAAUGAGCAAAGAUGAUGACUCGUUGUGGAUCCAUUCAGCUGAAGUACAGGACAGUGGAUUCUACACAUGUGUCUUAAGAAAUUCCACAUACUGCAUGAAGGUGUCUAUGUCCUUAACUGUGGCAGAACAAGAGGUGGGACUUUGUUACAACAGCAGAAUACGGUAUGUGGAGAAGGCAGAAGUCACAAAAACUAAAGUGAUCUCAUGCCCCGAUAUUGAUGACUACAAAACACCAAAUGCAAGCACAGAUGUUGCAUGGUAUAAGGAAUGUAAGCCAAAGAAAUGGAGAAGCUUGAUUAUACAGAAAGCAAACAGUCUUUUUUUACAAGACGUUCAAAAAGACGAUAUGGGGAAUUAUACUUGUGAAGUUAAGUUUGAAGGCAAGCCGAUCAGACGAACUGUUCAAUUAAAGGUAACAGCUUUACUCACAGCGAAGCCUCCUAAACCAUUGUUCCCUGUGGAGAACCAGCCAAGUGUUAUAGAUGUCCAGCUGGGCAGCCCACUCAGCGUAUUCUGUAGAGCUUUCUUUGGAUUUAGUGGAGAGUCUGGCCCCAUGAUCUACUGGAUGAGAGGAGAGAAAUUUAUCGAGGAACUGGAGAAUCACAUCAAAGAAGGUGUAAUCAGGUUACUCAGAGAGCACCUUGGAGAGAAGGAGGUAGAACUAGCACUAACAUUUGAUGCAGUACAAGAAGCAGAUCUGGGUAAUUACACCUGUCAUGUAGAAAAUCGAAAUGGUCGCAGACAUGCCAGCAUCAUCCUGAGGAAGAAAGAGUUAAGAUACAACAUUGAGCUUGCUGGAGGUCUGGGUGCUAUCUUUAUCGUAUUCGUUUUUCUGGUCAUAAUCUAUAAAUGCUACAAUGUAGAAUUAAUGCUCUUCUACAGACAGAACUUUGGAAGUGAUGAAGCUGCUGAAGACAACAAAGAAUAUGAUGCAUAUCUUUCAUAUACCAAAGUGGAUCCAGACUCUUUAGAUCAUGAAAGCAAAGAGGAAGAACAGUUUGCACUAGAGAUACUUCCAGAUAUCCUGGAAAAGCACUACGGAUACAAACUCUUUGUUCCAGACAGAGAUAUGAUCCCCAGUGGAACAUAUAUGGAAGACCUUGCCCGGUGUGUGGAGCAGAGUAGAAGGUUAAUUAUCGUGCUAACACCAGAUUAUGUCAUCAGAAGAGGAUGGAGCAUUUUUGUGCUGGACAGCAGACUCCAUAACAUGCUGACCAGUGGUGAAAUCAAAGUCAUAAUAAUAGAAUGCACCAACCUGAGAGGAAAAGUGAACUAUCAAGAGGUGGAAUCCCUAAAACAUGCCAUCAAACAUCAGUCACUUAUAAAGUGGGAUGGUCCAAAAAGCAGCAAACUCAAUUCAAAAUUUUGGAAGCGCUUAGUCUAUGAAAUGCCUACAAAAAAGAAAGAAGUGCUAUCUAGGCAGCAUGUUAUGGAUAGCGGAGAGCGAAGUCUUUUUGGAGACCUGCAAACUGUACCCUCCAUUGCCAUAACAGGGACAUCUAGCACGCUGGCACCAUCUCAAGAAAUGACAGGUUACCAUCAUGCAGAGGCCAUGCAAAUGAGACAUUUCUGCAGGGCUUAUGAGAAACCAGCUCCGCCCUUGUCCGUAGCGCCGCUAGGCAGUCACCAUACAUAUUGCAACAUACCAUUAACGAUGCUCAAUGGACAGCUGAGCCACAACAACAUGGGCAAAGACCCGCAGGAGUACCACGGCAACAAUACUCUUAUACCAAUCACUUCAAGAGAGCUUGGAAUUUCCAGUGAUAUCUGGUAGUACAACAUAAGACGUAGACCUGUUUUUUUGUUUUGUUUUGUUUUUUGCUGCUGUUCAAGCUCUCUGAAGUUUUAAAGAACCUUAAAUCCAUGCCACAGGAGUGCCAAAACAUGCUUUUAAGCAGUGGCACAUUUACUCCGUUUUCUACUGGAACAAUUUGUUUACAACAACAAAAAUAUUGAUAUAUCUACUAUUUCUUUUUUAGUUUCAACAUAGAUAUAAGAACUACAGUGUAAAUGUUUUCUUGCGGUGUCAGGCAAAACAAAAACACAUUAUAAAUAUUUUAGAUUAGACGUCGCAAUCUGACGGACUUAAAUACAAUAUUCGAAGACAUGAGUAUUUCUAUAUAUUUCAAAGAAAAUUUCAGUACAUUUGAAACAAAUAAAAAAACAAAAAAAAAACCUUAAAUAUAGUUACUUUUUAGACUUCUAAUUAUGCAAUUAUCAUAGCACAUUCUGAAAGCAUUUCUUAUUUUUGAAGAAGGGAUUGUGGUAAGGUUUGGUGGGCCCUAUCUGAACCUGUCACAUGGCCAUGAUUUUCAGCCAAUAAAAAUGCACAACAAAUUCUACAUAUUGGUGAAAUCUUUCAGUGCUAGAGAAAUAUAUAGUGGUAAGUCUCUGGCUGUGAGGGGGAUAUUUUUUGCACACCAGGCUGUUUUAUGUCAUUUAAGCACAACAUUGUCAUCAUUGUUUACAUACUGGAAGCAUGAUUUUUUUCUUUCUUUUUCUUUUUAAAAUAGUUUAUUACCAGUAUGAAUCACCGUUGAAAAACACAUUUUAAGAGGUGCAAUUUAAUAAGAUCUCCUGGGCAAGAAUUAUAAAUGGAAAUACUAUAUAUGUCGCUGGCUGAUGCAUCACUCACUAGAUAUUAGAGGCAAACUAAAUUCAGAGCUAGAAGUUCAGUUAAAGCUAAUCUCUACCUCUUUUUCACUUAGGAUAGAGUGGAGAUGGAUUCUGGCUUCCGUCAGGUUAUAUGUCCUAGUGACACUUUGUUAUGUCCUGAUGUACAGGGUGUCACUAGGACAAGAAGUAAACCCAAAAAUACAACUUGUGGGACACAGACUGAAGUAUAAACCCAAAACAGGUACUAACCGAUAUUUCACCAUAUGCCCUGUAUUCAUGACAGAGGGUCAUGAAUACAGGGUCUUCAACAGGGACUUACUAUAUCAAAUACGUAAAAGAAUAAAAAAAAAAAAAAACGUUUUGGCUAGAAGUGACUUAUUUAGCUCUGGUAUUUCAGAAGGCACAUUGGGCUCUCCUUUGCAAUCUUGGUGCGAGUGAGACCUAUAAAAGUGUGGCUACACAAAAGAUAGAGCAAUUUACAUCUAUGUUACUGAACGUCACUGUGCUAUUUAUGAAAACAUGAAAACAUCACUUUCCUAGCCUGCAAUAAAGUAUAUAUAAUAUUCCUCCAUUUUUUGUCUCACACAGUUGUACGGGCGCCUCUGUUAUAUUGAAAAUACUUACUCUGGUUUUAUUGCACACUGUUAACAUCUCACAUUGUGCAUUAGAAGCUGCAGUAAGUCAGAAAGGCAGUCCUUCUAUAUUUCCUGGCUGGAGGACAUGCAGCAUUAUCUAGUUCUUUCCUUCCCAGGCCAAUCUGCCCUUAACCCACCUGUUUCAUUUAUUAUAUUUAUGUUCUUGCAUUCAUGGAGGCUCAGCAUUACAUGUGGGAAUUAUCGGAGCUUUCUGUUUUCCAGGAAGCUAUGUAUAGCACCCUACUGACUACUAGGGAUGAGCUUCGAGUUAGAGUCGAACUCAUGUUCGAUUCGAACAU
Rana temporaria (common frog) is the source of this 4131-nucleotide messenger RNA. RefSeq names its product interleukin 1 receptor accessory protein like 2 (gene IL1RAPL2). NCBI's taxonomy places the organism in Eukaryota, Metazoa, Chordata, Amphibia, Anura, Ranidae. Bases 304 to 2355 code for a protein of 683 amino acids. The transcript is spliced from 11 exons. The record is from RefSeq and is a predicted model, not a curated record. Gene Ontology annotation, biological process: signal transduction.